This is a messenger RNA of Heterotrigona itama, 1256 nucleotides long. The record is from the annotation of a GenBank genome assembly. Lineage: Eukaryota; Metazoa; Arthropoda; Insecta; Hymenoptera; Apidae.
AUGACGAUGGCAAUGAAGUAAAAAAUAAGACAAAAACAUCUCAUUUAGUUAUUUAUUCGAUGGGGUAGAAAAGGUACGUAAAAAAGAAUCAAUAAAGUAAGAUAACACAGACAGAAGAUCUUAUUUGUUUGUUUAUUCAAUGGGGAAGAAAAAGCAGUUAACGAUAAAGUGGAAGGAAAAACGAACAACAAUGAAAUUGCAAAGGUAAAUGAAACAAUAUUACAUCGUAUUUGCAAGAGAGAGAGAGAGAGAGAGAGAGAGGACGCUUUCGUUUAUUAACGAAUAUACAGGGUGUCCAAUCGAGUAGAAGAACAUCCUAUGUAAAGUCAAAUCGAGGGGAGAAGAGAGAGUAAAAAGUUUUUCAUUAAAGCCUUCGCUGCCUUCGAGAAGAUUUAUCACGUACACUUGAAUUUAGCCAAAUUCUAAAAAAAAGAACUGUAAAAUAGAAUUCGUUUGCGAGGCGUCUUCGAGUUUGAAAAUUCGAUCAAGCACGUAAUUCUCAACGAAUAUAUAUUUUCUUGAAAAUCAGACCCCCCAACGAAAACAUUUCCAUGCUUUUCACUUUUUUUUUUUUUUUAAAGCUUUUGCAGAUGGAAUGUCUUCGUCUCUGUGCAGUAUACUCGAUCGAAAUUUUCGAAUUUCGAAUUUUAUCGAAAACGAAGCAUCUCAUUAAAAGACGUUUAUUCUUACACUUUUUAACGAAGAAAAUUCUAUUCUUCGAUGAAGGAAAUUUUGUCCUCUCUUUCGACUCGAAAUUGUACCACCAAUAUCGAGACACCCUGUAGAAUCAAACUGCUAAGGUUGGAUUUAUUUUUACGAAUGUUGGAUCUAAAGAGAGGAAAGUUACCUAAGAUUAUCUAAGAUAAAUUUAACUUAACGAAGGAAAGAAAGAAAAAUAUUGCGCGACAAAUUGUUGAAAUAUGCUUGAUAUUUUUUCAGGGUGAGGGGGCAUGUUGAUGUGCCGGCGGUUGCUGCUGAUCGCAGCCGCGAUCACGGCCUCGAUCGAGGCUGGCUCCGCUAGUUACCACCCUGGGAUCUCCUCAGAUUAUUCUGGAUACCCUGGCUUCCCGGUCUAUCCAGCUGUGACGUCGUCCGAGACUUCGUCGAGUGUGACUGUCACGCCGACAACGAGUCUCGAAAAUGUUUGCAGGCCAUCCGAGUACCAAUGUGGCACGGGGAGCUGCGUCGCCCAGGACAAAUACUGCGACGGUGAAAAUGACUGCGGCGACAACUCCGACGAGCCGAAAUAUUGCACC